Messenger RNA from Penicillium bovifimosum, 993 nucleotides. Its product is annotated as PP2C family serine/threonine-protein phosphatase. The record is from RefSeq and is a predicted model, not a curated record. Bases 1 to 993 code for a protein of 330 amino acids. The transcript is spliced from 5 exons. Lineage: Eukaryota; Fungi; Ascomycota; Eurotiomycetes; Eurotiales; Aspergillaceae. Gene Ontology annotation, molecular function: protein serine/threonine phosphatase activity; cation binding. Gene Ontology annotation, biological process: protein dephosphorylation.
AUGGUCGUGGCUCACCGCGCUCUGAGGGACAAUAUGUUCCGUAAAACAGUGUCUACCUCAGACGCAAUCACGCUCUUUGAUGCUGGGUCUGGUCAAUCCCAGGGAAGUAGGAAAUACCAAGAAGAUCGGUGCGCACUCAUUUUUCCGAAUCAGUUUCCUUCGAAUAUGAAUACGAAGGACAACAUUGCAUUCUUUGCGGUAUAUGAUGGACAUGGUUCCGGGCUCGUCUCAGAUCACUUGAAGGACAGUCUGCACAACCUGCUUGCACAGCGUCCGGAGUUUGAAAAAGAUGAUUGGGCCACGGCGAUCAAGGCAGCACUCGCUGAGGAGGACCGCAUUCUGCUGGAAAGAUUCAAGAACGAAUCUUUCGAACCCGCCGUUUCCGGGUCCACAGUCGCCAUGUGUUGCAUUAAUCUCACGCAUGGCGAGCUGGUCGUCUCUAAUCUGGGCGACUCGCAUGUAAUCUUGGCGGAGCGGGACCCGAAAACAGAACACCCGUAUCACGUUCGACGUCUCACCGAGGCUCACAAGCCCGAAAUCCCCAGCGAAAAGGCCCGAAUUGAGGAAGCAGGCGGAAUGGUUAUCAACCGCCGCGGCACACAUCGGCUUGGGUCCUUGAACAUGUCUCGAGCAUUAGGCGAUCUGCAGUACAAGAACCCGGUUAACACGUAUACGGACAACCCCGUUUUAGACCGCGCAGGGUCUCAGUCUGCAGCAAGCCGAACAGAAUCUCGCGGUGACUUCAUAUCCAAUGAUCCUUAUACCACACGGCGGACAUUGCAGACAGACCGCCGUUAUCUGUUAGUGGUGGCGUCCGACGGAGUUACCGAUCGAGUGGACGACACAAACCUUAUGCAGCACGUGAUGAAAAUGUCGAUGCGGGGAAAACCAGCAGGUGAAAUUGCACAAGUAAUCGCCACGGAUACGGCCAGCAGGCCUCGCGGUGACAAUGCAUCGUGCAUAGUAGCGAUGUUGGACGGACGAGGAUCUUGA